AUGGCCGACGAGUCCGCCGACGCGGCGCCGCCGCCGCCGCCGGACAAGGCGGCGCCCAAGGGCGAGGCGACGCCCAUCUCCUACGCCGUCGACGGCGGCUCCGGCGCCGUGACGCUGGCCAUGAUGCCCUUCCUGCCGCACACGGACGACGUCACGCGGCGCCUCGGGCGCUUCGACCGCCUCUGCCUCACCUUCCUCAGGUUCGUCGUCGGCAAGCGCCGCAAGGCCUUCUGGUGCGUCACGGGCGGCUACAUCUUCCUCGCCCUCGUGGGCAUGGCCGCCCAGUCCCUCGUGCUCAGCCCGCAGUACCAGUACGCGUGGAUCAUCAACGAGAAGCGCGCGACGAAGUACCGCGACAUGCGCCUCGAGGCCGUCGAGGAGGUCGACGCCCUGAGCGCCGUGAGCGACCCGAGCCGGCGGUCCCAGUACGACCUGCUGGGGACCUGGAUCGAGUACAAGGGGCCGGGCGGCCACGUCUUCACGCCCGAGACUCUGCGGACGAUCUGCGCCAUCGAGUCCGCGUUCUACCGGCAGAAGGAGUGGUCCAAGGUCUGCAUGAUCGACGCCGGCGGCGCCUGCGUCGCGCCCCAGCUCUCCGUGCUGCGCAAGUUCUACGGCGACGCGUGGAUGGGCGCGCUGGUCACGGGCGGGUCCGCGGACUGCGACCUCCUCGACGCGGCGGCCGUCGACGCCACGUGGAGCGCCAUGGUCGCCGCGGCGAACUCGUCCGUCGCCGGGCUCCUGGAGAACGGCGUCUACAUGGAGAACGGCGCGCUCGAGGCCGGCGCCACGACGAAGACGCGGAGCCUGCUCUACGUCGGCCAGCCCCUCGAGGGCUACGACAGCACGACGGACGACACGGAGGCGCAGCUGCUCAAAUACCUCGACUUCUUCGGCGACGUGGAGCUCGACUGGUGGGACCUCUUCGGCGUCGAGAGCACGGUGCUGUUGAGCGCGUACCUCGACGAGUGGCGCUACGGCGGCGUCGACUUCCGGUGCUUCGCGUGGCUCCUCCAGCGGCUCGAGUGGCUGCGCAUGCAGGAGAUGGAUUCCGUCUACAUGCUCUUCACGAUCCUCUUCGUCACGUUCUGGGUGCGGAUCCACACGGGGUCCUGCGCGUACACGGCCGCGUGCAUGGCGCAGAUCCUCAUGUCCGUGCCGAUCACCGCGUUCGUCUACCGCUUCGUCUUCCGCUUCGAGUACUUCGCGCGCGCAGACUACGUCGGCGUCGUCGACGGGAGCUUAAGGUACGUGACCGUGCCGACGUACCUCACGAUGAAGCUCAACCGGGGCAUCCGCGCGCGGAAGAAGGUCAUCAACCGCGUCGUCAAGUUCACGGAGGCGCGGCAGGGCCUGCUGCCGGCGCAGGGCGGCCACCUCUCCUACGACGGCGCGUGGCAGUUUUUGUGGUGCGACACGUUCAUCGAGCUCCGCGCGUCGCUCUUCGAGGGCUUCUACAUCUGCUUCCCCAUCGCCUUCGGCGUGCUCAUCUUCGCGACGGAGAACGUGCUCGUGAGCCUCUACUCCAUCGUCGGCAUCGCCUUCGUCGUCGCGUCGGUGCUGGGCACGGCGCAGUCGGUCUUCGGCUGGGACCUGGGCAUCAUCGAGUCGCUCGCGGGCGUCAUGGUCAUCGGCUUCUCCGUGGACUACACGAUCCACCUGGGCCACAUGUACGUCGCGGCGGACAAGGAGCACGGCGCGAAGCACCGCCUCGACCGCUUCGCCUUCUCCAUCGAGAAGAUGGGGCCCACGGUCGUCGGCGGCGCCGUGACGACGCUCGGCGCGGGCGCGUUCAUGCUCCCCUGCCAGCUCCAGUUCUUCUUCAAGCUCGGCCUGCUCAUCUUCACGACGAUCUUGUACAGCUUCCUCUUCGCCUUCGGCUUCGUCAUGCCCCUCCUCGCGGCCGCGGGGCCCUCGGGCGACGCGUUCAGCAUCCGGCCCGCGCUCCGCGCGCUCGCGGCCGCGGCCAAGGGCAAGUCGGACGUGAGCUUGUGGAACUUGGACGUGACCUGCCGCGCGACGCGCCGCGACGUCAUCGGCGGCGCCACGAGCGGCGCCGUCGACGACGCCUUGCGCUUCUUCCCCAUGCUCCGCCCGCCGCAGCUCGCCAGCGUCAACAUGUCGUCAAGGUCGGUCUCGGCGCGGGCGCCGCGGGCCGCGCUCGCCGUCGACGGCGUCCUCGCGACGUCGCUCGUCUGCUGGGCCCACGUCGCCGGCCGGCCCUGCGACUGUGGCGGCGCGCGCGCGCACGUCUUCGCCGGGGCCUGCGGCGGCGCCGUCGCCGCGGCGCUCGGCGUCGAGGACCGGAGGCGGCGCUGCACGCGCGGCGCGUGCAAGCGGCCGCACCCGGACCCGGGCGCCGUCGUCGACGCCGUGCUCGCGUGGCGCGCGGGCCGCGGCGGCGCGGCCGUCGCGGCCUACGGCGGCGCGGGGCCGAGCGCGGCCGAGCGGCCCGCGCGGGGCCGCGCGGAGGCGAGCCUCGAGGACGCGCCGCCGCGGGCCUGCGGCACGUCCGCGGCGGCGCUCACCGCGCGGCUCCGGCGCAAGAGCGCGGCGCUGCCGCGGCUCGCGGCCUUCCUCGCGGCGGACUUUUACGACGAGGCCGUCGCGGACGGCGCGAUCCGCCGCCUCCUCGCGACGAAGGGCGCGCCGAAGGAGGUCUGCGAGGCCUACGCGGCCGCGGACGCGCUCCGGGGCCUCGCGGCGCCCGUCCCCGACUGUGUCCCCGAGGACGAGCUCGCGAUCCUCGACGUCUGCAGCGGCCGCGGCGUCGUCGCGCUGCUCCUGAGCUACCUCUUCCCCCGCGCGCGCGUCGUCAUGUUCGACUCGAACCCGGCGAUGGACCUGUCGCACGUCCGGAGCCGGGCCAACGUGGCCUACUGUGUGGCCUACGCGCCGCUCGACGUCUUCUCGCGCGCGGCGCCGGCGGAGCUAUGCCGCGCGGCGCGGGGGCGGCGCGCCGUGCUCCUCGGCCUCCACGUCUGCGGGGCCCUCGCGCCGCGCGUGCUCGCCGUCGCGGCGGACUGCGGCGCCGUCGAGGCCCUCGCCGUCGUGCCGUGCUGCGCCAAGGGCACGCUCGGGAAGCGCGCCAAGGGCCUCGCCAGGGCCCAGGGCCGGAGCCUCUACGACGUCCUCGCCGACGCGCUCCUCGGCGUCUGCCGCCGCGACUGCCCGGACGCGCGCCUCGACUUCGCGCCGGACAUGGGCUCGCCGAAGAACGCCGUCGUCACGGCGCGCAAGCGGCCGCGGUGA
Messenger RNA from Aureococcus anophagefferens, 3252 nucleotides. RefSeq lists its product as hypothetical. The record is from RefSeq and is a predicted model, not a curated record. Lineage: Eukaryota; Pelagophyceae; Pelagomonadales; Pelagomonadaceae. Bases 1 to 3252 code for a protein of 1083 amino acids. Gene Ontology annotation, cellular component: membrane. The transcript has 6 exons.